Messenger RNA from Aspergillus uvarum CBS 121591, 1562 nucleotides. RefSeq names its product NAD(P)-dependent oxidoreductase. Bases 239 to 1183 code for a protein of 314 amino acids. Gene Ontology annotation, molecular function: oxidoreductase activity, acting on the CH-OH group of donors, NAD or NADP as acceptor; NAD binding; NADP binding. The transcript has 5 exons. The record is from RefSeq and is a predicted model, not a curated record. Lineage: Eukaryota; Fungi; Ascomycota; Eurotiomycetes; Eurotiales; Aspergillaceae.
GCGUGAUGCGUACAAUGGAAUAUACGACUGAAUAAAAGUGCAAUGGUCAUUUGCCAAUAUCUCCGCCUCCCGACAUCGGGCCCGGCCGGUUAUCGUCUGUCGCCCGAGAUACGCAGGGACAGUACAGUCCUACUUCCAGACCAUACAAGAUAAAACCCAACCAUCACUCGCCAUUCCUUUCACAUUGAGCGAGUGCAAUCCCUGCUCAAGAGGUCUCAGUAUACCUUACACAAACACCAUGCCUCAAAUCGGUUGGUAUGGCCUCGGCUCCAUGGGCCUGGCCAUGGCCAGUAACCUCCAAAAGCACCUUGCCAGCAAGAGAGCCCUGAAUUUGAUCUACUCGAAUCGGACAAUGGCUCGCGGAGACCCCCUCAGGGCACUGGGCGGGACCCCGGAGUCGAGUUUCACCAAGCUUGUCGCCCAGUGUGGCAUCAUAUUCACCAUGGUCUCCAACGACGCCGUCCUCCAACAACUCAUCUCCUCAGCCACGGGGUCGGGCAUCUCCCUGCGCGACAAGAUCUUCGUGGACUGUUCGACCGUCCACCCGACCACGGUCGGUCUGACCGUGGCCACGCUCAAGGAGAAAGAGGCGUCGUUCCUGGCGGCGCCCGUCUUCGGCGGCAACCCCAUCGCGGCCGACGGCAAGCUCGUCUUCGCCAUUGGCGGGCCGAAGCGAGCAUCCGAAGCAGUAAAGCCGUUGAUCCAGGACGUGAUGGGACGGAAGGUCAUCGACUGUGGCGAGGAUGCUACGCGAGCCUCGCUGUUGAAGAUCGCUGGCAAUAUUGUCACCGUCAAUAUGAUGGAAGCCGUCGGCGAAGCGCAGGUCUUCGCUGAACGCACGGGCCUGGGAACUGGGCCGAUGGAGGAGCUCAUCGGGGAAGCCUUUGGCCCCGUCGCUGGUGGAUAUUCUAAGAGGUUAACGACGGGCGUGUACGCGCCUCCGCUGGGCUCACGGCCUGGAUUUGGAGUGUCCUUGGCUAUCAAAGAUGCCAAACAUGCUUUUGCGAUGGCCGAGGAGAGCAAGGUUGAGCUCCCGGGCUUGAAAGUGGCUUGUGACAACAUGGAGGCUGCCAGGGAGUAUGCGGGUGAAUGCUUAGAUAGCAGCUCCAUGUAUGGUGUUCUACGGCAGAAGGCGGGAUUGCCAUUCUGGAAUGAGAAGAGCAGGCAGGGCAACUCGUCAUGACCGAACAAACUGCUUCUUCAAUCACUCUGCAUGUACUAAGCCAAUCCCGGGGAUUCCGGCAUUAGGAUGUCUGUGAAUUUGUCAUUUGGAAGAGUGAUACACAUAAUAUCCAACGCCGUUCUAUGACUCAAAAUCAUGAAAUAUGUCAAGCACCGUGUCUUUCGUUUUCAGGACAUGCCUUAAUGCAUUGGCAGCUUUGAGUUGACCAAGUCAAAAGUCGAAAAUCUGGAAGCAAUUAUCCAUGGAUAAGGUGUAUUUUCAGGCGGAUCAUUGCGCAUGACAUGGGUCCAAAUGAGAGAACAAAACGUUAGGCAUGACUGAGGCCACAGAUCACCAAACUUAAAACCAUGGUUAGGUUCACUCAAGUCUACUACCAUUU